ACUCAUCUGUUUACAGACAUCCGGAAAAACAUGGAGGAAGCCACUGGCAGUAAUCCUCAAUCUCUUGGCUUUACUGAGAAAUUAAAGUCUUGGCUCUCUUGGUCAUGGACUUACGUGUGCUUCAUUUGGUUCGGCAUGGUGCUGGUCAUGAUAUAUGUCCUGUGGAGCCCGCUGAAACUGCAGGAAACUCUUACCUCAGCUUCAGUGUUUUUAAAUACACUGACUCCGAAAUUCUAUGUGGCUCUCACUGGAACCUCCUCUCUCAUAUCUGGACUAAUCCUUAUAUUUGAGUGGUGGUAUUUCCGUAAAUAUGGGACCUCAUUCAUUGAACAAGUGUCAGUGAGCCACCUGCGUCCUCUCCUGGGAGGAGUGGAGAGCAGCUCCACAACUGGUCUGUUCUCAUCGGUUAAUGGAGAGGCAGAGCCUAGACCCAGUGUUUCAGAGUGCAAGGUCUGGAGGAAUCCUUUGAAUCUGUUCAGAGGAGCAGAAUACAACAGGUACACCUGGGUAACAGGGAAGGAACCAUUAACAUACUAUGACAUGAACCUGUCUGCUCAAGACCAUCAGACCUUCUUCACAGGAGACACUCAGCAGCUGAGGCCAGAGGAUGCUGUCAUGCAGAAAGCCUGGAGAGAGAGAAAUCCUCAAGCCAGAAUCAGAGCAGCUUACCAGGCCAUAGAAAUAAACCAUGAAUGUGCUGCAGCCUAUGUUCUCCUAGCAGAGGAAGAAGCAACAACUAUCACAGAAGCUGAACGCCUCUUCAAAAAAGCAUUAACUAUUGCUGGAAAAGAUAUCAACUUACUAGUGUACAUUAAACGCAGGCUGGCAAUGUGUGCACGAAAGCUGGGACGCAUUAAAGAAGCAGUGAAAAUGAUGAGAGAUCUAAUGAAGGAGUUCCCACUGUUAGGAAUGUUAAAUAUACAUGAAAACCUCCUGGAGGCACUGUUAGAGCUUCAGGCUUAUGCUGAUGUCCAAGCAGUUCUUGCCAAAUAUGAUGACAUCAGCUUGCCAAAAUCAGCCACUAUAUGCUACACAUCAGCACUGUUGAAAGCACGGGCUGUAUCAGAUAAGUUCUCUCCAGAGGCAGCAUCAAGGCGGGGGCUAAGCACAGCAGAAAUGAACGCUGUGGAGGCCAUACACAGAGCUGUUGAAUUCAAUCCACACGUGCCAAAGUAUUUGCUAGAGAUGAAGAGCCUGAUCCUACCUCCAGAGCACAUCUUGAAGAGGGGUGACAGUGAGGCAGUGGCAUAUGCUUUCUUUCACCUGCAACACUGGAAGAGGGCAGAGGGAGCCUUAAACCUACUACACUGCACCUGGGAGGGCACCUUUCGGAUAAUUCCCUACCCACUGGAGAAGGGUCAUCUGUUUUACCCUUACCCAGGAUGCACAGAAACAGCAGACAGGGAACUACUGCCCUCUUUUCAUGAGGUGUCUGUGUACCCAAAGAAAGAGCUUCCCUUCUUCAUCCUCUUCACAGCAGGCCUUUGCUCCUUCACCGCCAUGCUGGCCAUGCUCACACAUCAGUUCCCUGAGCUUAUGGGUGUCUUUGCCAAAGCAUUCUUCAGCACACUCUUUGCACCCCUGGGUUUCUUCGCAGACAAGAUGGAAAGCUUCAUGCCGUCCAGUUUUUGGCACCAACUGACUCAGAUUUGACCCCUUGGCUUUCGCUGUCAUACACACACACAUAUCCGACAAAGAGACACACCAAUAUCACUCGAAACCCUCAGACAAAAAGUGUUUGCUCUCCUGUCUUCAGCAUUACUGUCAACUUGCUGCAUUGUUACUGAUUAUGUUGGCUGAGGUUAUAUCAACACGGCAAUACCACACUUAAGAUGCUCUCCCACACUGUUCCAGCAGCAAGGGUUUUUCCAAGAACACAUUUAGAGGAUACAGUUUGCAGCGAUUUCACGGGGUCAUUCAUUUGUUAUCGUGGAAAUUCAAAAAUUUCAGUAUCCCGCAAAGCCUUGCUCAGAAUUUUGUUCAACGACAAACUGAUGUUUUAGCAGUGCAACUUAACCUAUUUUUCACAGCAUAAUUUUAUGUGUAUUAGAAAGAGCCAAGAGGUAUUCGGGAUGGGGACCUAUAUGUGCUCUAUCCACCCACUGCGCCCCACAGACAAUCCAGUGGGUCAUAUUUAAAAGUCUGAGACCUCCUAAAAACAGAGCUGUGAUUUACAGCCUUGGAGUGGCUGCUGUGUAUACAGUGCCUCUGCAGUUCAACAGUUGUUACCAUGGCAUGACAUCUCAGCACUAUAUCACAGGGGCAAGUGCCCCCCAAGCAUAGUUAGCUAGGCCUGCUUACAGAUAUGUUGAGUUACAUUUAGAGAUGAUAAGCAACACAAACAGACAUGCCCAGACAUGCUCUGCUAAGUAAGAUGCCAUUUUACUUAGUACAUGCAAACCCCCUUGCCCUGCUUUUACGUGUGUUCAUUUUGCCUGAAAUAGUACACGUGUUGAUUCUGCUGUAACUGUGUUGUUUCCAACAGUUCUUUUCUUCUAUGAAAGAUUUGCUCUUCUUUGUUUUAUUGAACUACAUAUGCUGAGUUACCUGCAAAGUAUUAUAUAAAAACUGUUUGAUAAUGUAAUCACUUGUCAGAAAAAAAAAGUGUCUGGUACAAAAUUGUAAUAAAACUGUAGAUAUACUAAUCUGUAUAUUGAUAUAUAUUAUUCACAGAAAAUAUACAGUAAGACUAUGAAGAAUGUACUAUUUGAAGCUUUUUUUAAAACGUAAAAUACAUCAGCAUUGAUGUAACGUCACAUCAUCUCAACAGUUUAUUACAUUAACAGGUUGUAUUACAUUUUCUAAGCCAUUAGCAUUAUAUGUUUCUUUUAAUUUGUCGAGUUACUUAUUACAUUAUCUGCUGCUACAACAAUAUAGACAAUAUUCAUGCUUCGUGAUGAAUUGUGAGUGACAUUAUACUGUACUGACAGUUCUCCACUCCCAUGUGUAAUUACAGAAACAUGUGAUAUUUAGGUGCCUUUUUAGUACAUCACACUAACUAAACACACCAAUCUGGCACUUACUUUACCUGGAAUAUUGAUGUAGUGUUUAGUAGCAACUCUGUCCGGUUUCUCUGUAUGAAAUCUGUUAAAUCUAUUCCUUCAAAACUAUCAAUUCUAACAGCAUUAUUCAGUGUUCAGUGAGAAGCAUCAGUAGAUAUACCAGCCAAGUAACAAUGCCAAAGGAGAAAAUGGCCAUUUGGAAUUUGUUAAUAAUAUAAUAUUUGUAUUACAUUGGCUUGUAAUAUUCGUCUGUUGAAAAGUAUGAGUACAUGCUGAAGACAGGAGAAUGUCUGAACAACUAACUUACCCUCGGUUGAGUUUGAAAGCAAAACUCAUUAAAUUACUCUUGUGGUGCAAUAUCCUGGCAUGUGUGACUUGUUUUUAUUAGAUUUUAUUGUCUUAGCUAUGCUAAAUUGCAUACUAUGCACAGAGCUUAUCCAGGGUACAGACUGGACAAACUGCGCAAGGACAGGUAAUCUCUAUAGCUAACGAUUUUCAACAUGAAGUAGCAGAGAUGAAUACUGUCAUUUGAAAGGUGGAUGUAAUAUCCUUCAUCGUGGUUUCUUACGGUUUCUCACUCUGCUCCUGGACUAUAUAAAGCCAAGAGUCAUCAUGCCUCUCAUAAAGAUUAUACCACUCUGCAACCAUCAGCAGAUGCUUUUACAUGGGAUGUUCCCAGUGAACCGCUGCUGCCAUAAUCAUACCCCAUACACUCAUGCUCAAGUGGUGAGCAGUGGUAAUGAAAAUCAUUGUGGAGGAUUGCUGAUGGGUGCUCAAGUGUUUUCUCUCAGUGCCAAAGUGGAUUUCAUGCAGGACGUUGAAACAUAUAUUUCUCGCUGACCUCCACUGAGAAGUGCUUCAAAGACAGGUUAACAGAGUGAAGAAGAAGAAGGGUCGACGGAGUACGGAAAAUAAAGAGUAAAUAUGACAGUAAAUAUGUGAACUAGGCAGAAAGUGACAGGUUUGAUUUUAUCACUUUGUGCAUUUAUGAUAAGCUAAUAGAUGGAUAGAUACUUUAUUAAGUGUCAAAU
Molecule: messenger RNA, 4033 nt
Organism: Monopterus albus (swamp eel)
Lineage: Eukaryota; Metazoa; Chordata; Actinopteri; Synbranchiformes; Synbranchidae
Gene: st7l
Product: suppression of tumorigenicity 7 like
Exons: 15
Coding region: 31-1653 (540 amino acids)
Molecular function (GO): protein binding
Source: RefSeq, a predicted model, not a curated record